CGUCAUCCGUGCGCGCCCCAAAGCACCCUGACAAGCCUCAUGGCAGCGGGCUCCGUGGAGUCUCAGCGGCCCAAGGCGGCCUCCGAGAGGCCCGUGGCGGGUCAGGCCGGGAUUCUGCCUUGCCUGGAGCUGCCGAGCUACGCCGCGGCGUGUGCGCUGGUGAGCAGCCGCUAUUCCUGCUUGGUGGCCGCCCCGCACCGCAGGCACAUCGCCCUGUCGCCCCGCUACCUGAGCAGGAAGCGCACGGGCAUCCGCGAGCAGCUGGACGCCGAGCUCCUGCGCUACUCCGAGAGCCUUUUAGGUGUUCCUAUUGCAUAUGAUAACAUCAGAGUUGUGGGUGAACUUGGAGAUAUUUAUGAUGAUCAAGGACACAUUCAUCUUAACACUGAAGCAGAUUUUGUUAUUUUCUGCCCUGAACCAGGGCAGAAGUUAAUGGGUACAGUUAAUAAAGUAUCUUCUAGCCAUAUUGGCUGUUUAGUACAUGGAUGUUUUAAUGCCUCUAUCCCUAAACCCGAGCAGAUGUCAUAUGAGGAGUGGCAAACAUUGGAGAUAAAUGUAGGGGAUGAACUGGAAUUUGAUGUAUUUCGCUUAGAUUCAGAUUCUGCUGGAGUAUUCUGCAUUCGAGGAAAACUAAAUACCACAAGUUUGCAACUUAAGAGCUCUGUAGUUUCUGAAGAUGUAGCAGAAACUGUCAUUGAAGAGGUUGAAAAAAUUCCAAAAAAGAAGAAGAAGAAGAAGAAAGACAAAGACACAGAAACAUGUGAAACAGUCGAUACUGUUACAGAGGUAGCGGAUGUUACAGAUGUCACUUCAAAGGAAGAAACAGACAUACCAUGUAGUGAUAAUGUGAAUGACUUCUUUGAGGAAGAGCCAAAGAGGAAGAAAAAGAAGAAGAAAAGGCACCAGGAAGAUCAGGACCCCAUUUUCCAAGCCAGUGACUCCAGUGGCUACCAAAGUGACCAUAAGAAGAAAAAAAAGAAAAGAAAACACAGUGAAGAGGCUAACUUUGAGUCACCUAAGAAGAGACAGUAAUUGUCUUUUCUUUUGUUAACAAAUUCAGAUACACAGAUGAAUAGAUUUUUUUGAAUGGUAGGAAAUACUUAUGGGACAUUCACAAACAAAUACUUGAUUGGUAGGGUUUGGUACUAAAAUCAAUCAAUUGAAUAUAUACAUUUAAUAAUACCAGUAUUAUUAAAGUAUUAUUUUUAACAGUUAGGUGGAAAAUGUUAACAAAUGCUUUCAGUCUUGACUCAUAUUGUUAAUGUGCUACAUGAAAUUUUAUAUUCUCAACAUUUGCCAAAGAACUUUAUAAUACUUUCAAUUUUUUUCUGAUAAUAAAUUUUGCUUUAGCCAUAACAUUUUUUCUAAAAGCUUAAUACAUUUACCAGGUUUAAAUUUUCAUUAAACAGUAUAUUUUAUUUAAAAUGUAUAGGUAAAGAAGAUUAUCUAGAACUCUUAUAUACCCUGUGGCUAUCUGUUGAAUGUAUGGUGGGCAGAAAACUCAUUGUGCCUUCCCAGAGGGUGUGUGUGCAUGCACUCUUGAAUUCUGAGACUGCCGUGGAAGGGCUGUUAAUUUUUACUUUGUGUUUCAGUAGUCUUUAUCUCAUUAUAUAUGGAUCAUGAGCAAGAUGAAGAAAAGAUAAAUGUGGUUCUUGCUGGUUGAAAAUCUCCAGUAAGUUUUUAAUGAUUCGAGGUAGUCUACUAGACUUGCUUUGAGGAGGAGCUCCACAGUUAUUAUUGCUUUUAUUGAUAAAAAUGUGGGAUGUGUUAUGUCUAACCAGGAGGUGGUAGUGAGGAUAAGCUGGAGGAGGCUCGUAAUCAAUCCAUAGCCAGGCAUUUACAGGGACUUAAUAUUGUAAUGUAUUUUGUUGAGGUCAAAGGAUAUAAAGUCAAUCAAGAUAGUAUAGUUCCUUUCUCCAUGAAUUAACAUGGGAGAAACACUUGUGUGCACACAGCCUAAGUGAGGAAAUAAAACAGGAUUUGUAGUAAAUACCAUGGAGUAAACAUUGACCACUCUUUAGUUAGUAUCUGGGAAUGUACAGGGGUAGGGUUGACCUUUCCAUGUCAGUCAUUGUUGUUGUCACUGUCUGGUAGACAGAGUGUGAUCAUCAGUUUAAUGUUUGAUAAAGAGUAAAUUUUGGCAACUAUGUUUUUUGACUUAAUCUGUGGUAUAUAGAGCAUAAGAAAUGGCAGCAAUUUAAUAUGUAUAGGUUGAUAUAAUUGCCAAACCAAAAUCUUUCACUCAGGAUACUUGAAAUUUUUAGGUGGCUUUCAGGUCUCUUCUUAAACCGUGACUAUUCCAAAUUGACAUGUAUUGUCUGUCAGUAUAAAGUAUGAGAUUUUAAAUUAAAAUUGUUUAAAAAAAUACAAAGAAUACCCUAAUACAGUUGUCUUUCCCUCCUCUUACCUCAUCCAUCCUGUUCCUAUACCUGCCUGCUCUCACCCCCCACUGCACCUCCCCCCAUCCACCCUUGAUGCCUAUUAAAAAACUGGGUAUAGACCGAAACAGAAUUUUUGGCAGGAAUCUCUUAUUGUGAAGAAGUACUUAAAGAAAUGUUCACCAUCCUUAGUUGUCAAGGAAUUGUAAAUCAAAACAAGCCUGAAAUUCUAUCAUAUACCCAUCAAACUGCUCGUCCUGAUGAGGAUAUGGAUCAAGGGGAACACUCCAUUGCCUGUGGGAGUCCAAAUUUUGUACAACUGCUUUGGAAAUAAAUUUGGUGGUUUCUCAGAAAA
Molecule: messenger RNA, 2733 nt
Organism: Apodemus sylvaticus (European woodmouse)
Lineage: Eukaryota; Metazoa; Chordata; Mammalia; Rodentia; Muridae
Gene: Polr1f
Product: RNA polymerase I subunit F
Biological process (GO): DNA-templated transcription initiation; DNA-templated transcription
Cellular component (GO): RNA polymerase I complex
Source: RefSeq, a predicted model, not a curated record